AUGGAUGCGACAGCUGUGAACGGCGCAAAUACUGCGCACAACCAGGGUGCAAGCCCCAAUAGCACGUCAAAAUUGUCUCAUCAUUCACCAGGCGACGAUGAUCACGAAGUUUGGAGCGCUGGCGAAGAAGACAGCGGCGAGGACGCUGGCAGGAGUCAAAGCGGCUUCAAACGAAAACGCGAGAAGCUGAGCGUAAGCUGCGAGACCUGCAAGCAGCGCAAAGUCAAGUGUGAUCGCGGUCAUCCAGCGUGCGGCUGGUGUCUGAAGAACCACUCGACAUGUAUCUAUCUACCGCGCAAGAAGCCCGGACUGAGAGCUGGUUAUGGACGUGAACUAGAGGCACGCCUUGAUAAGCUCGAGACGCUCAUUGUGCAGCAGCAGUCGCAGAUCAACCACCUCUCGCAGAACCAGAUCGCAGUGUCCGGGCCAUCCCCGCAAGAAGUGGCUACUUUCCGGAGCCCACCAGUCAUUCAGACGCCCCACAUCCCUCGUCCCGAAACGGCCCUCUUCAUACAGAAGCCGCAGUCGGGUUUUCCCUCUCAGAAUGCGAUACAGAACGGCUUCGGCAACACUUUGGACGCCCGGUCGGCCUCACUCUCAGGCAAUGGCUAUGGCCAACCUGAUGAGAUGCAGUCAGGGCUCGUAGGCCUGCAACGAGACGGAUACACUCCCUUCAGCACCGAUCAGUUUGCACCUUCCAUGUCGCGAGCGCUUGGACAAGCUGACGCAGACUUCCCACCGUACGACUUGUUGUAUGGGCUGGUCGAUUUGUUCUUCAAGCACAUAUACCCCUGGUGCCCUAUUCUGCACCGCCAGUCGACUCUCAAUUCUUUGUUCGGCGAUUCCAGCCUGGACGAGGCCGACCGUAUCAUACUGCAUUCUGUUGUGGCUACCACUGUCAAGUUCUCGUCUGACCAGCGAUUGACUCCUGACAAGAGGGCGCGGUACCACAAGAACUCGAAAGAGAAGGUUCUGCUGUAUGGCAUCGAGAACAGCUCUGUCAAAUCGUUACAGGCGCUGGUCAUCCUGGCCCUUGAUGUUGUUGGCUGCUCCAACGGGCCUCCAGGGUGGAAUCUGCUCGCACUCAUCACGCGGUCUGUAGUGCAGCUGGGACUCUCCAUGGAGACCUACUCGCCAAUGGUUGCCCCGCAGUAUGCAUCCAUAUACACAUUGCGAGCAAACGUGCUCCCCAUUCCAAAAGACUGGAUUGAAGAAGAGAGUCGCCGUCGGUUGUUCUGGAUGAUCUACGUUCUUGAUCGUUAUGCUACAGUGGCAACUGCUUUCGAGUUCGCUCUGGACGAGAAUGAAAUUGAUCGAAGGCUGCCUUGUCGAGAUGAUCUGUAUGCUCGUAACGUACCCGUCGAAACUAGAUGGUUCCACACAAAGACCAGGACUGAUUACAGCAUGAACCGGCCUGAGAACUUGGGUUCAUUCUCUUACUACGUGGAAAUUCUCGGGAUCUUAACCCGCAUUCAUAAGUUCUUGAAGAAGCCAGUGGAUAUAACAUCUCUCUCCGAUGUUGAAAAGUGGCAGAGCGAGUAUCGCGAACUCGACAACGCCAUCGAACAAUGGAAGUACAACUUACCUGCCGAGUAUGGCAACUCGGCGAGAGUAUUCUCGAAGCCAGGAGGCAACCAGACUCUGAACAGCGGACUGGUGAUGCUGCAUGCCGCUUUUCAUACUACCGUGAUCCGUCUUCACUCGUCAGCAGCAUACCCUACUCACCGCUCACCCAUCUUCACACCUUCGUUCAGUGCUAGCCAACGGUGUCUGAGCGCCGUAGAGAACAUUACAGCGUUGUGCGCCUCUAUCCGCGAUAAUGGCUUGCUGACCAAACUCGGACCCCCUUUUGCCUUUUCCUGUUGGGUGGCAGCCCGUGUGCUACUGGUGCAUGGCUCAACAAUCGAUCAUCGUGUCGAUUCUUCUAUCAACGUUCUAGUCAGCACACUCCAGGACCUGGGUCAGUACUGGGAAGUGGGCACACGCUAUGCAAAUCUUCUUUCUCGAGUGCUCUCCGAGUAUCAAGAGUCGCAGCAGAACGCCGGCAUGGGUGGCGAACGGGUGACACCGUCAACUGUCAAGAUUUUGGCUGACAUGCGGCGAUGCGCGUUUGAUCUCGACUUCCUUAUUGCGCGUCAACCGAGGUUUGAUGGCGCCGCUGGAAUGCCGUCCGUGACGCCAGCUCGCACUCCAGCCCCGAAUGAACUGGAAUAUCUCGACGUGUUCGAUUUCUUCAAUAUGCCUCGAAUACCAGUGUCCAUAGAUGCCAUGGCGACUUAUCCCACGACCGAUGGGAACAUUCAGAUGCCUGAAGGCAGCUACAGUAACGAGUCCAACAUUACGAAUUACAUGGUCGACGCCAGCUCCGAUUGGUUCAUCAAGGGUUCUGCUUAA
Molecule: messenger RNA, 2394 nt
Organism: Ascochyta rabiei
Lineage: Eukaryota; Fungi; Ascomycota; Dothideomycetes; Pleosporales; Didymellaceae
Exons: 5
Coding region: 1-2394 (797 amino acids)
Biological process (GO): regulation of DNA-templated transcription; DNA-templated transcription
Cellular component (GO): nucleus
Molecular function (GO): zinc ion binding; DNA-binding transcription factor activity, RNA polymerase II-specific; DNA binding
Source: RefSeq, a predicted model, not a curated record